This is a messenger RNA of Fukomys damarensis (Damara mole-rat), 691 nucleotides long. It is a transcript of the gene Prm2, whose product is annotated as protamine 2. Gene Ontology annotation, molecular function: DNA binding. Lineage: Eukaryota; Metazoa; Chordata; Mammalia; Rodentia; Bathyergidae. The record is from RefSeq and is a predicted model, not a curated record. Gene Ontology annotation, biological process: spermatid development; nucleus organization; chromosome organization. Bases 16 to 507 code for a protein of 163 amino acids. The transcript is spliced from 2 exons. Gene Ontology annotation, cellular component: nucleus.
GGACAGGGGACAAUCAUGGGCUGGGCGGCCGGGUCACAGUUGGGGCCCCCUUUAUAUAUGAGCCCCGAGCACCCCACCAACCAGACCAACCAACAGCAAGGGCAGGCGGGCGAGCCCCAGCCCUCCCCCCAGGCCAGCUGCAGCCUCAGCCCGGAGCCACCCCUCUCCCCAGCUCCUGGCACAAUGGUCCGCUGCUACACGAGGAGCCGCAGUGGGCGCCCGCUCCAGGUGCACAGCCUGAAGUCUGGCGAGGGCCAAGAGCAGGAGCAGAGGCUGAACCCAGAGCAGGAGGAGGCCUGCGGGAGGACACACAGAGGCCGCCAAUGCAGGGGCAGGUGCUGCUCUCAGAGGAGGCUGUACGGGAUCCAUGGACGGCGGAGGCGGCGCCAGUCCUGCGGAAGGCGCAGGAGAUGCACCUGUAGGAGGCCACGUCGCCGAGACCCUACAAAUGGCUUCAAAUCAACUUUUCCUCCCAAAAGGCUGCAGAAGACGGAGGACAAGUUAUAGGAGGUACCACUAAACCUUCCCAGGCCCUGCCGGGGUUAUGGAAAAGUCACCUGCCCAAGGAACAGCAGGAGAGGCUGUAACACCCCUCCCAUGUUGAUACCUUAACCCUGAGUUACCAAGGAGCCCACAAGAUCUGAGUAAUGAGCACAGUCACAUGCCAAAUAAAGCUUGACAAAGACCUCAA